Brassica napus (rape) is the source of this 1501-nucleotide messenger RNA. Its product is annotated as fructose-bisphosphate aldolase 8, cytosolic-like. Gene Ontology annotation, molecular function: fructose-bisphosphate aldolase activity. Gene Ontology annotation, cellular component: cytosol. The transcript has 3 exons. The coding region runs from base 172 to 1248 and encodes 358 amino acids. NCBI's taxonomy places the organism in Eukaryota, Viridiplantae, Streptophyta, Magnoliopsida, Brassicales, Brassicaceae. The record is from RefSeq and is a predicted model, not a curated record. Gene Ontology annotation, biological process: fructose 1,6-bisphosphate metabolic process; glycolytic process.
ACUGUUACUUGGAGAAGAUGCCAGAGAUCUAAACCCUUAAUCAACCUCUCACCUGCAUCUAUAAAUACCAAAGCCUUCCCUUCUAGUGGUCCACCAACUCACAUCUCUCUCUCUCGUCUGCUUUAUUCCGCAUCUUUUUGAUAUUCUCUCUCGAUCAAUCCGUCACAAACCAUGUCUGCCUUCACCAGCAAAUACGCCGAUGAGUUGAUCGCUAACGCUGCCUACAUCGGCACACCCGGGAAGGGUAUUCUCGCCGCCGAUGAGUCCACCGGUACCAUCGGAAAGCGUCUUGCGAGCAUCAACGUCGAGAACGUUGAGACAAACAGACGUGCUCUCCGUGAGCUUCUCUUCACCGCCCCUGGUGCUCUCCCUUGCCUCAGCGGUGUCAUCCUCUUCGAGGAAACUCUUUACCAAAAGAGCUCCGAUGGCAAGCUUUUCGUUGACAUCUUGAAGGAAGGAGGAGUUCUUCCAGGUAUCAAAGUCGACAAGGGUACCGUCGAGCUAGCCGGAACCAACGGUGAGACCACCACUCAGGGUCUCGACGGUCUCGGUGAGCGUUGCAAGAAGUACUACGAAGCUGGUGCACGUUUCGCCAAGUGGCGUGCGGUUCUCAAGAUCGGCGAGAACGAGCCAUCAGAGCAUUCCAUCCACGAGAACGCUUACGGGUUGGCUAGAUACGCUGUUAUCUGCCAGGAGAACGGUCUUGUACCCAUCGUUGAGCCUGAGAUUCUUGUUGACGGAUCCCAUGACAUCCACAAGUGUGCUGCCGUCACUGAGCGUGUCCUUGCUGCUUGCUACAAGGCUCUUAGCGACCACCACGUCUUGCUUGAGGGAACUUUGUUGAAGCCUAACAUGGUCACACCUGGUUCCGACAGCGCCAAGGUUGCGCCGGAGGUUAUCGCUGAGCACACCGUCCGUGCUCUUCAGAGAACCGUCCCACCGGCUGUUCCAGCUAUCGUGUUCUUGUCUGGAGGACAGAGCGAGGAGGAGGCGACCAAGAACUUGAACGCGAUGAACCAGUUGAAGACCAAGAAGCCAUGGUCAUUGUCUUUCUCUUUCGGACGUGCGUUGCAGCAGAGCACUUUGAAGACAUGGGCGGGUAAAGAGGAGAACGUCAAGGCCGCUCAAGAGGCGUUGUAUGUGAGGUGCAAGGCUAACUCUGAAGCCACGCUCGGAACAUACAAAGGUGAUGCUAAGCUUGGUGAUGGAGCCGCGGAGAGCCUUCACGUGAAGGACUACAAGUACUGAGGAGCGUCCUUGUUGUGACGUACUCAUCACCCUCGAUAUAUUUCUAAGGGUUUCUUCUACUUUUUUUUUUUUUUUUUGCUUGACAAUAUCGGAUUAACGAUGCUUUUUUCGAUUUUUGUUUUCGAUUUGUGUUUGAUUUUCGUUGGGUGUUGUUUAGAAUGGUGAGUGUUUGAGAAAAAAACGCACAAAUAAAAGGCCAUGUGAGGUUAUUUCUGUUGAGCUUAUAUGAACAUGAAGUAAAUUGGGCCUACUC